AUGGGGCUCAAUGCCUGGAACGAGUUGCUAGAGGCUAAUAGGGUGCCUUAUAGCGAUAAAAAUGACGAAGUAACAAUCGUUUUGUCUGCCGAAACUCAACCAGUUUUACAGGAUUUCUUGAUGCGAGUGCUACAAGUGAAAAAUGAAAAAUCGAGCUUAGCCGCGAUCGGUUACUACCACAAAAUCAUCAAUCUGGCGGGAGACGAGAGUCGAAGCAUAGCUGUACAUGUUUACACCGUCGAGUGGCCUUUAAACGCGACCACAGUGGACUUGUUGUCCAUUUUUGUGAAUUCGGAUGCAAUCAGCGUCCGAUGGGUUUUUCUACUAGAUUGGCUCCGAGGAAGCCAUAAGUGCUGGUUGCGAGGUCUCUUCUCAAGCUUUGACCUUUUGAAAACUAAGUUGAGGCGGGACUUGCAGGACCUGGACUUUUGCACAAUCGUGGGCAUGGAGACCCAGGUCUGCAAAGAGCUUGAGCUGACGUCACCAGACUGGAGCUCUUUGAAAAUGGAGUUUUUAAACCAGACCAUGAGAUCGUUGGCUUUGAUCAAACGAGCAUCGCUGGUUGCAAUUGAGGAAAGUACUCCGGCCGAAAUAUUGACUGAAAUUGGCAAAGUCGUUUUGGGUCAGAAAUCUAACCAAAUACCAGACCACAUUGCUAUGAACAAGCUAUUUGUGCCGCAGGGCUCUGAUUCUGAGCGCAAAAUCAAGACUAUGGGCGAGGAAUUUCCUGUCAGACAGAUCGAAGAGGAAUCAUUCAUAGCUGGUCAAUUCGAACGGCUCAUCCCGGGCGAGUCUCAUAAGAACGAUCUCAAACUAGAAAUUACAUCUGAGGCGAGCGAGGCACCUGUAGAGCUGCCAGAGAUCGACGUGCAGAAAGAACUGGCAGAAAUAUAUAAGGUGCAGAAGUCCUCGCUUCUAAACUCUGUUGCGGCUCAUAACUCUACGAUCGACAUUCCAAAUGCCAAGGAAACUUCCGAGCCCUAA
Molecule: messenger RNA, 984 nt
Organism: Lachancea meyersii CBS 8951
Lineage: Eukaryota; Fungi; Ascomycota; Saccharomycetes; Saccharomycetales; Saccharomycetaceae
Source: the annotation of a GenBank genome assembly